Rubroshorea leprosula is the source of this 565-nucleotide messenger RNA. The record is from the annotation of a GenBank genome assembly. Lineage: Eukaryota; Viridiplantae; Streptophyta; Magnoliopsida; Malvales; Dipterocarpaceae.
UUCCCCAACACAUUCUCUCCCAUUUUUUUGUGCUUUUUUUCAUAUCCUACAGCUCUCCUUCUCUCUCUUCCAAUUUUAGCAGAGAUUUAUGAUGGGGAGGUACACGGAGUUGUUGGAUGCAGGGGUGAGAAUAGCAGCGAGAUUUCACUCUCACUGCCCGCACACGGCGCGCCUAUACUACCAUCCUCCAGCAAACCCAGAUGGCAGCGGCCACCACCACCACCAUGAAGGCAGCGAUGCUCAGCCACCACCACCACCACCACCAUAUCGAGGGCAAACCCAGAUGGCGGUAACCUGUGGAGGUGGUGCCAUGGCGGCUAAGGGAAUUGCUGAGAUUACUGACUUCAGUUUUUAUUCUAUGGUGUGAAAAGCAAGCAAGGCACCAUUUUGAGCACGUCUAGAUUUGUCAUACUGCCCUUAUUUUCUCGCAUCAUUCUUUUAGUUUAUACAACGACAAAGGAUUUAUGUUUUUUUUUUUGGGGUACAUUUAAGAUUUAGUUAUUUAUGAUUUUAUUAUCAUAAGAAUAUGAAACCUUGAUCUUAAUAUUAAAUUAAAGUUUUUAAU